AUGGCAUCUACACAGAAGGGCACAGGCUUUCAGAUACUCAGGACAAAUAAAUCUGGGUCCAAGGUAGCACAUAGAGAGCCUGAGUUUACUAGCUCCACCUCCCAGCGGGGACACAGGUACAUUUUCAGCACAAGCCAGCAAAGUGCUGCCAUCUCUCAGAGCCCUUCUUACCCUCAAAGAGUUGAAGCUGUACCUCCCACUACUUCCUAUUCAGCAUCAUACUCUCCUCACGCUCCAUCCCCUCAGUCAGGGCCCAGCCUCUAUACAACAUCCACCCUUCGGGGAACUGAGACCCGACCACGAAUUCCCUCUUCUCAGCAAAAGAGCCAACAAGUUCAGACAGCACCUCCCCAUCCUGUGAACGUACAUCGGAAUGUCAAAGAGGGAGCAAAUCGAAGAGGGGGUGAGAUCAAGCCAGGGCGUGAGGUUGGCUGUUGCACCUCAUUGUCCCCAGAUGCCAAAUCCUCUCGCCGCUUGAGUUUCAUAGAUGAGAAGAAUAACUUAGACUUACAAAACUUACAAGAAGACCCACCUUCCAAGGUCCAGAACCCUCAAGGGGUCAGAGUUCCUCGUAGGAUUUCGUCUUACCCAAAGGAUGAAGCAGUACAAACUGAGCCCAUUGGAAAGAUUUGGACUGGUGGGGUCAGAUCUCCAAGGAGUCCCACCAGCCCAGAUCAUGGCAGCACUCACCAGGCAGUUCAUAGAAAGAGUCCGGGCCAAGAGUCACAGAUGGAUUCUCACCCCUCAAUUCUUUCAGAACCUAAAGCCUUGCAUAGGAAUAUGAAAUUGGCAUCAUCCCUUAAACUCUCUGUCCUUAGAGAUUUAGAUGGUGGACAUCGAGUUCCUCCUGUAUAUUCAGAACCCGAAUCUCUCUACAAACAUUCUGUCUACAUUGAGACCAAGCCCUCUUCAAAGGUCUUAGUAUCACCAGAUGAGCCUAGUGUGAAAUCCGCAGUCCGAGACAGUGAAGCCAGCCGCAGGGUCACCAUGUUCUCACCAGGACAGUCAGUGCAGUCAACUCUUCAUGCUACAGCUCGAGCAGUGUCUGAGAGUCCUCGAAAAUCUCUCAUGUAUGCCAUUCCACGGUCCACUCAUAAACAGCAAGUCCAAAGACCUACAGAAACUAACUACAUGUCCUCAGGGCCUGCUGUCAGGUAUCCAGAACCCUUCCAAAAGCACUCCAUUGAUGCAGAACUGGAACUGACUCCUCGGCCUUUACCCCCUCGAUCUUUACCUAAGUAUGGUCCUGAUUCCUCAUGGUGGGCCUUACUGAAUCCUCAAGGUGAAAUGCCCCAAAGCUGGACAACAACACCCAAUUUUGAGGCUAAGUCCCCUCUUGCCCUAGACAUUUCAGAGGCCCUUUAUGAAAUGGACUCAAUUUCUUUCUGUGAGGACCUGAUAUUCCAGAGGGAAAAGGCAAGCCCACCACUACCAUCAUCACCAAAGGAGUCUUCAAGCCAGUUACCAUUGAGGGAAGUGUCACAAGACCUCAAGCACACCAACAAACAACUCAAUCAAAGGUUUAAUGCUUUCUUCCUGGUGUUCUAUGCCUUUCCUGCCAGCUUCUCUGAGCUCCAAGCUAAUGACAUCGAUGAUGAUAACUCUGAUGGGCAUCAGGCAUUGACUCUUCCAGGCAAUGCUGCUUAA
Molecule: messenger RNA, 1647 nt
Organism: Octodon degus (degu)
Lineage: Eukaryota; Metazoa; Chordata; Mammalia; Rodentia; Octodontidae
Gene: CUNH17orf47
Product: chromosome unknown C17orf47 homolog
Exons: 2
Coding region: 1-1647 (548 amino acids)
Source: RefSeq, a predicted model, not a curated record